AUGAUUGACACGAACGAUGUCUUGGAGAACCUGGCAGUGAUCAACGAGGAAGGUCUUGCAAUAGAAGAUGAGGAGAAGGAACAUGAAGAAGAAGACGGUAAUCCAUGGUUACCACGGGAACGACCACUUGGAGUAGAACAGCUGGUGCGCAGGGCUCACUGUGGCCUGGGGCACUUGGCCAACGCCAGACUGGCCAGGAUCUUGCACCAGGCUGGAGCACGAAAAGAAGCUGUAGAAUAUGCCAAGAACCUCAAAUGUGACGUCUGCCAAAGACACAGGCAAACUGCCCCAGCCCGAGCUGCAGCACCACCUAGAGAACUGACUCCCAACCAGAUUGUUGGAGUCGACACCAUCUACCUCCCAGGAUUACAGUUCAAUGGAAAGCGGAAGAUGGCGCUGAACAUCAUUGACUGGGCCACCAAGUUCCAACUGGUGAUACCCCUACAUGACCACACACCGAGAUCGGCAAGACAAGCAUUCCUACAGUGGACAAGGAUCUUCGGCACUCCAGAAAGGGUCUAUGAUGACCUAGGAAAAGAAUUCCGGGGGUGUUUUGAAAUGAUGAUGGACCAGGAUGCCAUCUUCCUGGACCCUGGAUCACUGGAGUCACCAACGCAGAGAUCCUUAACAGAACGAGCGGGAAGGACUUACAAGGAAGUAUUCUCAAAAACACUGAUGGAGGUGACGUGCAACAACUGGGAUGAGUGGCAUGAGGUUGUGGAUGUUGUCACGGCCACAAUCAAUCGACUGGCAAACAAGUCGGGGUAUAGCCCCAUCCAGCGAAUGCUGGGAUAUAGCCCGAGGAUCCCAGGAAGCCUCAUGAGCGGAGGUUUCAAUGAUCAGUCAACGGCAUCAAGAUAUGCAGCUGGAGACCUACAAGUUCAGCGAUCAGUGGAUCUACGCACAGCGGCAGCGAUCGCAUACCACAAGGCAGACUGUGAACAAGCACUUCGAAACUCACUACAUGCCGGACCACGAGUAUGGCAGCACUAUGAGGUGGGACAGACGGUCUACUACUGGAAAAAGGGAAUGGAGAGGGGAAAGAAAAAUCACCCCUACUUUUGGCACGGCCCAGCAAAGGUCAUCCUGACGAACUUGCCAACUACAGUAUGGGUGGCACAUCGGGGCAGAAUUGUCAAGGCCUGCCCUGAACAUCUGAGGCCGAUAGCAGAGGAGGAGAAGUUCAUUCUCACCGACUGGAUUCAAGACAUCCUGGACACGAAGAAGAAGCUUAAGGAUGGCGACUACAAGGGCUACAUCGUCCUCGAUGAGAAGCCCCCGGACGCCUUGGACUUUCAGCCGGAGAUCAACAAGGACUUCAUUGGACCACUACCACCUCAAGCACCAAGAUACCGACUGACAGGGAAACAUCGAGAGACCGAGGUUGAGUUUCAGCCAGACGCCUGCAUCGAAAAGAGACGACGACUAGAAGACCAAGAACAGAAGCCGGAGCUGGUGCUGACACCCAGAUCACUAUCGAUCGCACCGACCACACCAGCUAGAACAGAAGAUCUCGAACCAAGAUCUCCGAAUGAGGAGGUGAUCGACUCCGAGAUGGACAUGGAGAAGCAGUCCUUGCCUGAGCAAGGAUCAGAACGACAUGCAGUGAUUCCAGAGGAGAUCAACCAAGAGGCAGAGGAUGAUGGACGCGGCCAAGUUCGACAUGGAGAACAUCUUGAUGAAGAUGAAGAAAGGCCGACGAAACGUCAACGAGCAGAACUUCUAGAGACGAUGUUCACACAGCUGGAGCAGGCGAACAUGAAUCGAAAGCGCAAGGAGAUCAACUACAAGACCAUGGACAAGAAGGACCAGAGGAAGUUCGACAAGGCGAUCCUCAAGGAAAUCAAGAACAAUCUCCAGUCAGGAGCUUACCAGGCUCUCACCCGAGAAGAGUCUGAACAAAUACGAAGAGACAAACCCGAUCUGAUAAUGAAAAGCCGGUAUGUACUGACUGAGAAACCAGUAGAACCACAUGAAGUGGAACCACUCCAGAAGGAAGGUCUGCUCCUAGACAACAAUGAAGGAGAAGUCCUGAAAGCAAAAGCCAGACAUGUCAUGAAGGGCUAUUCUGAAGCCAAUGCGGAGGACUUAGAAUCGACGACACCCCAGGUGGCCAAGGACACCGUGUUCUUUGUCCUUCAGAUUCUCGCCAGCAUGAAGUGGAUCAUUGGACACCUGGACUUUACACAGGCCUUUCACAGUGGUGAUAAAAUCGCCCGGGAACUAUACUGCUCUCUUCCACCCGAAGGUGUUCCUGGACUUCAUGACCGGCAACUGCUCAAACUCCUCAAGACUUGUUAUGGCCUGACUGAUGGGCCAUACCAAUGGUACAGGCACUUAAGUCGAGUGCUCGAAUCAAGAGGGUACAGGAAGAGCAAGGCAGACCCAUGCCUUUUCAUCCUCUAUGACGACAAACAAACAAGGAUUGAAGGCCUGAUAGCCCUCGCGACUGAUGACAUGAUACAUGGUGGAACCGAGAAACACUGGAGCAACAUGGAAUGGCUGAAACAACAAUACAAGAUGGGCAAGUACACGACUGGCAGCGGGAAGUUCACAGGGAAGAUGGUUGAACCGGCCGAUGAUGGCUCAAUCUUGGUCCACCAGAAACACUACAUCGAGGAGAAGAUCAACGUCAUCAAGAUUGACAAGGCCAGAAAGAGACAGAGGUACUCACAAUGUACCCCUGUGGAGAUCAAUCAGCUGAGAACCCUGCUGGGUGGACUUUCAUGGGUAGCAAAGGAGACAAGACCAGACAUAGCUGGUAAGGUGGCCAUCCUACAACAGACCAUGCCGAACCCGAUGAUCAAAGACAUCGUCGAGGCCAACCAGGUCGCAGAGGAGCUCAAACGAAAACCCGACCUUGGGAUCAGGAUCCAACCGAUCCCAAUGGAACGUCUAAGAGUCGGUGUCAUUACCGAUGCCAGUUGGGGAAAUGCCGGUGAAAGAUACCUGGAGGACUCCAAGAAGGACUACUGGGAGGAAACAAAGACGAGCUGGAUACGACAUCAUGUCCUUCCACGUCGACUCCUAUUUCAUCCUGGCGCAGCUCCCGGAGGACCAGAUCUUCACACUAUAUCCAGGAGAAGAACGACCACAACGAGUAUGACAACAAGCAGUGACGAAUGGGAUGGAAAAGAUGGAAUCCGAGAACACCAAGAACAGCAAUGGACAGGAAGAACUACGUUCAUUAAAUCGACUGUAGAAGAGGAGGUGAAUCGACCCAUCAAUGAGAGGUUCCUGCAAUUGGCUCGAACACACAGUCAAGGUGGAUACCUCCUGGUGUACUAUGACGCCAAUUUGGAAGUGUCAGAACAACUGGAGAUGAUGACAAUAGCAGCUUGGAAGAGCUACAAACUGAAGCGCUGCACCGUCAACACACUGAGCGCUGAGUGCCAGUCAAUGAUCCAGGGGAUCGGAAACCUACAUUGGCACAGGUUCCUUCUGACAGAAAUCUCAGGUGGCCGACUCAACCUAGACACCUGGGAACAAGAACUACACCGACUGCCGUUCAUAGCAGUGACAGACUCAAAAUCGCUCUACGACACAGUGAACAAGUGCCGGAACACAUCGGCUCACAUAGAUGACAAGCGGACGGCCAUCGAUCUGACGAUCUUGAAGGAUGACUUGGAGAAGACAAAGGGGCAGGAUUUGCCUGAUGACAAGGUCCCUGAGUUAGCUCCUGGCGUUCCGUUGGUCUACGAGCUCGAUGCAAACUUGAAGGUCUUGAAAAAGUGCCCCAGCUUGGCCUGA
Cladocopium goreaui is the source of this 3750-nucleotide messenger RNA. The record is from the annotation of a GenBank genome assembly. NCBI's taxonomy places the organism in Eukaryota, Dinophyceae, Suessiales, Symbiodiniaceae.